UAACUAAUGACCAAAAUAUUACUAGUGGGUCAAUGAGUGUAAGAAACAAAGAGAGAGAGAGAGAGAGUGUUAUGUUAUGUCUUUAUUGUCAAUUAGUAAUUUUCUUCGAAUUAGAUGUUGUUUCUCCGUCGAAUCGCCGUCGUCUUCUUUGUCUUCACCUCUUUCUCCGCCGCUCAGAACUCCACGUGUCCUCUGGACUUUUCCGUCCUUGAACCGUUCCGGCGUCCGAAACCCGAUGGCGCCACCACCUGCCAGUACCUCCUCCAAGGGCUACGCCUCCUCUACUCUCACCAUCUCCGUCAGACGGGUUCCUUUCUCCCGCCACCUGAGUCUGCUGCUUCUUGCUGGGCUGCUCUCCAGUCUUCCGUCGCCGGUUUCCUCCCUCGCUUUGACGUCCGAUCCACCUGCGGUUUCCAGACGCCGUGGAUUUCGCAGGGGUGCAUGGACAUCACCACCAGGUCUCAAUUCGAAUCCCUUAUCCCUAACUCCUCCCUCGCCACCACCGCCAUGCGCUGUAACACCUCUCUCGAGAGCAAUACCCCUUGCGCCUCCUGCACUCAGAGCCUCUCCGCGUUUCAGCCCUAUCUCUCCGGUCCAUCCCUCGGUAAUGUCUCCGACUGUGCUUCUUUUCCCUCUAUCUACGCCGCUGCUUUCGCCAAUUCCUUGGGCCCCACCGACAAAGGCACCGCCAAAUGCUUGUUUCAGCUCGAUUUGGCUUCUCCCACUAGCUCCGGUGCUAACAAAGUCAAAGUUCUAGUUUCUUCUUUCUCUGUUUUGCUCGUCGCCUCUGUUCUGGUUAUCACCGCUUGGUUCUGGUACUGCCGGAGGAAGAAAAGCAAGCUUCUCAAGCCUCGGGAUACUAGUUUAGAAGCUGGCACGCAGUCUAGACUUGAUUCCAUGAGCGAGAGCACCACUCUUGUCAAAUUCAGCUUCGACGAGAUCAAGAAAGCCACCAACAAUUUCUCACGCCACAACAUCAUUGGCCGGGGAGGUUACGGGAACGUCUUCAAGGGCGCCCUGCCCGACGGCACCCAGGUUGCCUUCAAGAGGUUCAAGAACUGUUCUGCUGGAGGGGACGCCAACUUCGCUCAUGAGGUCGAGGUCAUCGCCAGCAUCCGCCACGUCAAUCUCCUUGCCCUCAGAGGCUACUGUACUGCAACCACGCCCUAUGAAGGUCACCAGAGGAUCAUUGUCUGUGAUCUUGUCAGUAACGGUAGCCUUCAUGACCAUCUCUUUGGCGACUUGGAGGCUCAGCUUGCCUGGCCUCUUAGGCAGAGGAUCGCCCUUGGCAUGGCCAGAGGACUGGCUUAUCUACACUACGGCGCACAACCCUCCAUCAUCCACAGGGAUAUCAAGGCCAGCAACAUUCUCUUGGACGAGAGGUUUGAGGCCAAGGUUGCGGAUUUCGGGCUGGCCAAGUUCAACCCCGAAGGAAUGACUCAUAUGAGCACGCGGGUCGCAGGCACUAUGGGAUACGUUGCUCCAGAGUACGCACUGUACGGGCAACUGACUGAGAAAAGCGACGUGUACAGCUUUGGGGUGGUGCUUCUAGAGCUUCUGAGCAGGAGAAAGGCGAUUGUGACAGACGAGGAGGGGCAGCCUGUGUCGGUGGCAGACUGGGCGUGGUCGCUGGUAAGAGAAGGCCAGACAUUGGAUGUGGUGGAAGACGGGAUGCCAGAGAAGGGACCCCCAGAGGUUCUGGAGAAGUAUGUGCUGAUAGCAGUGCUGUGCUCUCACCCUCAGCUCCACGCAAGGCCAACAAUGGAUCAAGUGGUGAAAAUGCUGGAGAGCAAUGAGUUCACUGUUAUAGCCAUACCUCAACGGCCAAUCCCUCUGGUGGCUUGUAGGGAAGAGAUUGACCGCUCUGUUAGUAGCAGCAGUGGCUCAGGGAAGCUCACUAGCCCCACGGGAUAUCAGGCCUUCUCAUUCGGAGGUGAUGGCCCCUCAGGGAACACGAAUACCACUUAGAUGAGAUAUGUAUGUUGUAGAUAUUAAUUUAGUGUGCAUUCAUUUCAUUCUUUGAUGCUUCUUCUGUCACUUAUGUAAGUACAGUUGCUUUUUCCAAUAAACUCAUCUUGUUGUAACAGCUUUGGAUGCAAUAUUAUACAGGCUUAGAAAUAUAUAUAUACACACAUUUCACAUUGGUAUCAAAUGUCAGACCACGACAAAAGCUUUUGUUGGAAAAAGACACGAAAGAUGCGGAGGUCCAUGAAGAUAUCCAUGUGUGAGUGUGCAACACUUUGAUUGAUCCGCUCCGGUGAUUUCUCUGCUAACGUCAUUAAUCAACUUUGCAAUGACAUUUUGGUGGGUGGGUUAUCUUACAUUCUUUUCUUUUCUUUUUACUCAAAUUUUUAUAAACAAAAUCUUUCUGAAAGAAGAAGGAACGAUCGAGUUACAUAAGCAAGAUCGCUGUAUCAACAGUCACGUCUUUUAAUGUUAACAAGAAAGAUAAAAAAGACAGAUCUGAUUCAAAUGGAUCUGCGUGAGUUUUCUGUUUUUCUUGGAUGAUUAAUGAAUGAUUCACAAGAAUUUCAGAAAAAAAAACUGAG
This is a messenger RNA of Arabidopsis thaliana (thale cress), 2549 nucleotides long. It is a transcript of the gene RKF3, whose product is annotated as receptor-like kinase in in flowers 3. NCBI's taxonomy places the organism in Eukaryota, Viridiplantae, Streptophyta, Magnoliopsida, Brassicales, Brassicaceae. The coding region runs from base 115 to 1968 and encodes 617 amino acids. The transcript has a single exon. The record is from RefSeq and is marked reviewed. Gene Ontology annotation, cellular component: plasma membrane. Gene Ontology annotation, molecular function: ATP binding; protein serine kinase activity; protein serine/threonine kinase activity.